This is a messenger RNA of Coregonus sp. 'balchen', 6491 nucleotides long. Lineage: Eukaryota; Metazoa; Chordata; Actinopteri; Salmoniformes; Salmonidae. The record is from the annotation of a GenBank genome assembly.
AUGGCGGCGGUGGAGGUGAGUGUGAGUAGCGGCAGUAGUGACACAUCUAGCACCGGCGAAGACGAGAGGAUGAGGCGAUUGUUUCAGACUUGUGACGGUGACGGUGAUGGAUACAUCAACAGGUAAAACUAUUUUUUAUCAACGACACGGUGGGGUUAGAAUUGAAGGCUACCAAAUGCAGAUUAACAGAUUUUUCAGACAUGUAUAUACGAGAUGGAAAUAUAAUAACUUGUUUAGCAAGCAAGCUAUGCUUUGCUCUAGUUUUGUAAUGUCAGCAAAUUGCCAGUGACUUCCAUAGUGAACAAGUUCUCGGAUUUUGUUUCGUGCACUUCGAACCAUGCUCAGUCUCGAAAACUGGCAACGGCAAACUAGCUAAAAACAGCUGCAUUGCCAUGGAAGUGUUGGCUUGAGUUUUUGAAAACAACUCAAAAUGUAAUAUGACGAUGGAAAUGUUGCAACAGUGAAUUUAGUUGAAACUAAGAAUGUAGCUAGCUAACUAAAAGCUGUACUCCAGACUAUCAUACUCAUAGACUAGUUCCAAACUAGAAGAACCUGUUGGCCAAUAGCAUGUUUCCUAUUAUGUGGGUAAUAUCAUAAUCAUAACCAUCCAGUUUGAACUUGUUACAAUAAAAUGGAUGGACAUAGUUUAUGUUCUAAUAGCUUAUGCACUGAGUCAUGUUGUUCAGAGUCAGAACUGCUUUCACACAUGUUCAUUGACGAGGCCUACUGCAUAUUAUAAAUAAACACCAACCCUCCAACUUAGAUCACAGCAACUGUAUUUGAUGCAGCAUCCAAAGACCUUUUACAUUUCAUGUUCAGGCUACAGCAAAGUGGCAUGAGCCAGGCAAGAUCAUAGAGAAGACUCCUGAGCACAGGGAACUGAAACAUUUGUCCAUACCUCGGGAAUAGGGAAUCUAGGCCUAUUCCUAUCCUAACAUAGUCUUGUGAGUGUGAGUUAUGGUGUCAGUAAGUUAUUCAGUUACAGUUUACACAGCGAUAUGAGUUAUAAUCACAGUGGUGGUCUGUAAUUAUAAAAUGCUUAUGAACUCUGAAGUGUUGAAUGUUCUUUCUUGGCUGUAAAGUAGGCAUGCUUCAGGCUAUAUACAGGCAGCGAGAGCGGUGAGGAAAAUUAAAACAUGCAGGAGAGGAGAGCUUAAGAGCAUUGGUUACUUUUGACUCAACUCAAACACAUCUGUUAUUUUUCAGUCAUCUCUUUUCAGUCAUCUCUUGAGAAGCCCAUGGUUUGCUUAGUCACUUGAGAUGCAUGUUUUAAUGUAUAUAUACUACCAGUCAAAAGUUUGGACACACCUACUCAUUCAAGGGUUUUUCUUUAUUUUUAAAAUGUUUUACAUUGUAGAAUAAUAGUGAAGACAUCAAAACUAUGAAAUAACAUAUAUGGAAUCAUGUAGUAACCAAAAAAGUGUUAAACAAAUCCAAAUAUAUUUUAUAUUUGAGGUUCUUCAAAUAGCCACCCUUUGCCUUGAUGACAGCUUUGCACGCUCUUGGCAUUCUCUCAACCAGCUUCACAUGGAAUGCUUUUCCAACAGUCUUAAAGGAGUUCCCACAUAUGCUGAGCACUUGUUGGCUGCUUUUCCUUCACUCUGCCGUCCGACUCAUCCCAAACCAUCUCAAUUGGGUUGAGGUCGGGGGAUUGUGGAGGCCAGGUCAUCUGAUGCAGCACUCCAUCACUCUCCUUCUUGGUCAAAUAGCCCUUACACAGCUUGGAGGUGUGUUGGGUCAUUGUCCUGUUGAAAAACAAAUUAUAGUCCCACUAAGCCCAAACCAGAUGGGAUGGCGUAUCGCUGCAGAAUGCUGUGGUAGCCAUGCUGGUUAAGUGUGCCUUGAAUUCUAAAUAAAUCACAGACAGUGUCACCAGCAAAGCACCCCCACACCAUAACACCUCCUCCUCCAAGCUUUACGGUGGGAACUACACAUGCGGAGAUCGGCCGUUCACCCACACUGCGUCUCACAAAGACAUGGCAGUUGGAACCAAAAAUCUCAAAUUUGGACUCCAGACCAAAGGACAGAUUACCACCCGAGUGGCGCAGUGGUCUAAGGCACUGCAUCGCAGUGCUAGCUGUGCCACUAGAGAUCCUGGUUCGAGUCCAGGCUCUGUCGCAGCCGGCCGCGACCGGGAGACCCAUGGGCGGCGCACAAUUGGUCCAGCGUCGUCCAAGGUAGGGGAGGGUUUGGCCGGCAGGGAUGUGGGUUCGUUUCCCACGGGGGGCCAGUAUAAAAAAACAAAAACAAAAAAACAACAACAACAAAAAAACACGUAUGCAUUCACUAACUGUAAGUCGCUCUGGAUAAGAGCGUCUGCUAAAUGACUAAAAUGUAAAUGUAAAAUGUCUAAUGUCCAUUGCUUGUGUUUCUUGGCCCAAGCAAGUCUCUUCUUCUUAUUGGUGUCCUUUAGUAGUGGUUUCUUUGCAGCAAUUCGACCAUGAAGGCCUGAUUUACACAGUCUCCUCUGAACAGUUGAUGUUGAGAUGUGUCUGUGACUUGAACUCUGUGAAGCAUUUAUUUGGGCUGCAAUUUCUGAGGCUGGUAACUCUAAUGAACUUAUCUUCUGCAGCAGAGGUAACUCUGGGUCUUCCUUUCCUGUGGCGGUCCUCAUGAGAGCCAGUUUCAUCAUAGUGCUUGAUGGUUUUUGCGACUGCACUUGAAGAAAUGUUCAAAGUUCUUGACAUUUUCCGUAUUGACUGACCUUCAUGUCUUAAAGUAAUGAUGGACUGUCAUCUCUCUUUGAUUAUUUGAGCUGUUCUUGCCAUAAUAUGGACUUGGUCUUUUACCAAAUAAGGCUAUCGUCUGUAUACCCCCCCUACCUUGUCACAACACAACUGAUUGGCUCAAACGUAUUAAGAAGGAAAGAAAUUCCACAACUUAACCUUUUAAGAAGGCAUACCUGUUAAUUGAAAUGCAUUCCAGGUGACUACCUCAUGAAGCCGGUUGAGAGAAUGCCAAGAGUGUGCAAAGCUUUCAAGGCAAAGGGUGGCUAUUUGAAGAAUCUCAAAUAUAAAAUAUAUUUGGAUUUGUUUGACACUUUUUUUGUUACUACAUGAUUAUUUCAUAGUUUUGAGGAUAACACAGUGCCACUGACGCGGCCCGCUCCCAAGGACUGUGGGCUCUCGUUCUCCGUGGCCGACGUGAGUAAGACAUUUAAGCGUGUUAACCCUCGCAAGGCUGCCGGCCAAGACGGCAUCCCUAGCCGCAUCCUCAGAGCAUGCGCAGACCAGCUGGCUGGAGUGUUUACGGACAUAUUCAAUCUCUCCCUAUCCCAGUCUGCUGUCCCCACUUGCUGCAAGAUGUCCACCAUUGUUCAUGUACCCAAGAAAGCAAAGGUAACUUAACUAAAUGACUAUCGCCUCGUAGCACUCGCUUCUGUCAUCAUGAAGUGCUUUGAGAGGCUAGUUAAGGAUCAUAUCACCUCUACCUUACCUGCCACCCUAGACCCACUUAAUUUGCAUACCGCCACAAUAGAUCCACAGACAAUGCAAUCGCCAUCGCACUGCGCACUGCCUUAUCCCGUCUGGACAAGAGGAAUACCUAUGUAAGAAUGCUGUUCAUUGACUAUAGCUCAGCCUUCAACACCAUAGUACCCGCCAAGCUCGGGGCCCUGGGUCUGAACCCCGCCCUGUGCAACUGGGUCCUGGACUUCCUGACGGGCCGCCCCCAGGUGGUGAAGGUAGGAAACAACACCUCCACUUCGCUGAUCCUCAACACUGGGGCCCCACAAGGGUGUGUGCUCAGCCCCCUCCUGUACUCCAUGUUCACCCAUGACUGCGUGGCCACGCACGCCUCCAACUCAAUCAUCAAGUUUGCAGACGACACAAUAGUAGUAGGCCUGAUUACCAACAAUGACGAGAUGGCCUACAGGGAGGAGGUGAGGGCCCUGGAGGAGUGGUGCCAGGAAAAUAACCUCUCCCUCAACGUCAUCAAAAUGAAGGAGCUGAUCGUGGACUUCAGGAAAAGCAGAGGGAGCACACCCGUAUCCACAUCGACGGGUCCGCAGUGGAGAAGGUGAAAAACGUCAAGUUCCUCGGCGUACACAUCACUGACAAUCUGAAAUGGUCCACCCACACAGACGGUGUGGUGAAGAAGGCGCAACAGUGCCUCUUCAACCUCAGGAGGCUGAAGAAAUUCGGCUUGGCCCCUAAGAACCUCACAAACUUUGACAGAUGCACAAUUGAGAGCAUCCUGUCGGGCUGUAUCACCGCCUGGUACGGCAACUGCACCACCCGCAACCGCAGGGCUCUCCAGAGCGUGGUGAGGUCUGCCAAUUGCAUCACCGGGGGCACACUGCCUGCCCUCCAGUACACCUACAGCACCUGAUGUCACAGGAAGGCCAUAAAGAUCAUCAAGGACAUCAACCACCCGAGCCACGGCCUGUUCACCCCGCGACCAUCUAGAAGGCGAGGUCAGUACAGGUGCAUCAAAGCUGGGACCGAGAGACUGAAAAACAGCUUCUAUCUCAAGGCCAUCAGACUGUUAAAUAGCUAUCACUAGCCGACUACCACCCGGUUACUCAACCCUGCACCUUAGAGGCUUCUGCCCUAUAUACAUAGACAUGUAAUCACUGGUCACUUUAGUAAUGGAACACUAGUCACUUUAAUAAUGUUUACAUACUGCUUUACUAAUUUCAUAUGUAUAUACUGUAUUCUAUUCUACUGUAUUUUAGUCAAUGCCACUCCGACAUUGCUCGUCCUAAUAUUUAUAUAUUUCUUAUUUAUUUUACUUUUAAAUUUGUGUGUAUUGUUGUGAAUUGUUAGAUACUACUGCACUGUUGGAGCUAGGAACACAAGCAUUUCGCUACACCCGCAAAAACAUCUGCUAAAUGUGUGAUGUGACCAAUACAAUUAGAUUUGAUAUAUUGCUCUAAUUGUAUUCCUUUCCACAUCAUCUAGGAAACCUAUUUGCCCCCUCCAAACCUGUCCUAAUAUUUAUUUAUUUUCACUCUUUUGAGAAUUGAAGACAAUUUCUCAGGCUGGUGCCCUGGCUAAUGUAUCAGAAAUUCAGCUUGGUACUGCAACUUGUACACCACUCUUCAAUUGAAAACCAUGUUCUUCUUCUCCAUGUCCUUCUCCUCCUGUCCCUCCAUAUCUCUUUCUCUCUCUCUCUGCCCUUUUACCUCUGCCUCUCUCUCUUCUUUUCUCUCUGCCUCUCCUUCACCAUGUCCCUCCUGAUUUCUCCCUGUUUCUUUGCCUAUCUCCAUACUUUUCCUCCUGCCUCUAUCUCCUUCCCUCUUCUUUUCCAUCUCCCUUUCCAUCCUUCUCUCCCUCUCUCCUGUUAGGAAUGACCUGCUGAUGGUGUGCAGACAGCUAAACAUGGAGGGGUCUGUGGCAGAGAUCAUGGGCCAGCUGGGAGCGGACGAGCGAGGCAAGAUCUCCUUUGAGGACUUCACCCGCUGCCGCAUGCAGCUGGUCAACGAGAUCCGAAAGGAAGAGGGCGAGAUCUCCCAACGCUCCCAGGACUCUGACACUAGGAAGCUCAGGGAACACAUCGCCUCCUGGCCAACCAGUAGCGAGAUUAGCCGUGGUGAGUUUGGGGAUAGCCUAUCAAGAUUAGGCAGAAUUGUGAGUUACAUUGUUAAACAAGAGACACAAUUAAUCACAGCUGCCUACAAGCAUAAAACCAACUAAGAACAGGCAACACCAAACAACUAAACCUAACACCCAACAUCCAACAACUAACUGCAAACAACCACUAACCCUUAUUACACAGUCAUUAUUAACCAUAAACAACUGACACCAAACCGCUAAGAUGAAACAACCAAAACAGAUCCUGCAUGACUGAGGCUAGGGUUUUUAGCUCUGUUGCUAAACCUUCAGUAACAUUUGUUUUUAAUUGGCCGUUCUAAAUAGGGGCCUCUGGAGCAUCAGCCAGUGCUCAUUAUUGUGGAAUGAAAGGAGAGCAUAAUGACCAGGCAUGUUUACCCCAUUUUAUAGUGACUAAUUCAAUCUACCUAACUCAGCCCACUUCACAUGUGCAUGAAACCACUUCAAAAGUAAUCCACAGAGAAUAAAGAAAAAACUGAAGUCUACUUGCAUAGGGAAGCAGUAAUGCAUGCAAACGUUUUUAGACUCUUGAGGUUCUCUUUAGGCAGAUCUGGUUGGGAGUGUCAAACCUUCACACUGCUUAUUAGUUAUGAGUUAUUACCUGUUAGCUAUCGAGUUAUAAUGUGUCCCCUAUGGGCCUUGUCAGGAGCCAGAGAGAGCUGGGAGUACUACUCUGGGGCCCGGGACCUUCAGAGUUCAGACAUCCAGCCUCAGCAGACACAGACCCAGCAGCAGCCAGCCAUCCUCCAGAAGCUCCUGGAACAGCCUGGGACUGUCCUAGAACAGCAGGCUGCCCUUCAUAAACUCCUGGCCCAGACCAGUGCCCGCUGUGCCCCCCUGGCAGGAAACUACCUGGAGCUGGCCAACACAGUGAGUAGACCGCUGUUGAUGCUGAUGAAUGCUGAGUGCAUACUGCAUAGUGCUGGUGGUAGCAUUUGA